AUGGAGGACACUGCUGGGGACUUCCCACCAGUUCGGAAAUCCAAGUUGACGGUCGAUUACAAUGCUAUAAUAAAGGACGUUAGAAACGACCACGAUCAGAUGCUCCAAACCAGAAGUAUAUCGUUGAUCCCACAUUCCAAAGCUCAAAACGAUGAAGGCAAGCAAAUUGGGGAGGAAGGCUCCAUUGGCCCACCAUUAGCUGAGAUGUCCCAAAGGGCGCUUUCCUCAUUACAAGAGAAUAUAGGAAGAGAAAUGUCCAUGUCAUCUGGUGGAGAGGUCGCAGGUGUCGUUACUGGCAAGAACCCUAAAAGGGUCCCAUCACCUCACAUUUUUGCCUCAGAAUUAGUACCUGCAUCCAAAUUGCGCAAUCCUAUGAAGUCUACUGCCGAACUAACGCAACAGUUCUGGAAGGACCUAGAAAAUAUUUCUGUUAGAAAGUCAGGCCUUCCAGACGAGUUCAUUAAUUCAAGUGAUAUACUACGGAAAGUGGCGGUGUGGAUUGAAAAAUCAGUACAAAGCGUUCUUGAAAAAUCAGACUGUGCUCGCACUCCUUCAAUCCACAGAUCACUUAUUCAAAAUGACGGCAACUUAUAUGAGAAUAAUUGUUUAAGUGACUGCCUGCUCCAAAGCGUUUUGAAUAGAUAUGAAGAGAAAUCUUCAGCUGUUCGGUUCAUUUACGUUACACUUGAAGUAGAGGAGUUACAGCAGCAUGCAAUGCUUCGACAGCAUAUUUUACGGCAAGUCGUUAAUCAACUUCAUAUCACUGAUGAGGGGAUGAUAACGAAACUGAUAUCUUCACAUGACUCUGAUUUAAAGCUCUUGAUAGGUCUUACCAAUACGAUUGAUUUUUCAGACUUUAUAGAAAAUAAAGAACGAGAAGAAGGUUUAGGAAAGAUAAAAUCCGUUUUAGUUUUCAAAGUGAGAUAUUCAGCAAACGAAGGAUUAUUUGAUGGGAGAAUUCUUUCUGCAAUUGGAAUAGUCCAGGCACUACAAGCUUGUAUGAAGUUUAGUAAGCCGGUCAUUACGUUUUUCAUAAUCCGGAGAGCACGCUCUGUUGUCCUUGAACAUCGUCCCUCGCUGGACGACAGUAUAUUCAUCCCGUCCUUGUUUGAAGAAUCAAUAUCUUUCCGAGUAUACAGAAACAAAGUCUUUCAAAGUUUGAAAAUAACUAAAGCAGGAAAUCCAGACAACAUUUACGUGGAUUUUUGGAACAAAAAUAUGAUAACUGCUCUACAAGAUAACAAAGAAAAAUGUAAAGUCUCUGAAAUGAUAGAGAGUUCGUACACAAAUAAGCAAAGCAUUCUGAGAUGUAAGGAGAAUAUUUUAACCACGAUACUUGACCUUGCGGAGUUUGGAUCACUCUUGUUUCUCUUUAACCCACAACAGCCAACUUUCGGGUGA
This is a messenger RNA of Huiozyma naganishii CBS 8797, 1401 nucleotides long. RefSeq lists its product as uncharacterized. The transcript has a single exon. The record is from RefSeq and is a predicted model, not a curated record. Bases 1 to 1401 code for a protein of 466 amino acids. NCBI's taxonomy places the organism in Eukaryota, Fungi, Ascomycota, Saccharomycetes, Saccharomycetales, Saccharomycetaceae.